AUGAAAGCUCUAAGUGGGUCAAUAAAUUUGCCAUUAUCGCGUUUAAGACACAAUACUAACUAUAAACAUAGCUUAGUUGUAGUUUCUUCUCUUUUUAAACCUGCUGGAUUGAUUAUAAAGUUUAAGCCGUUCGUUAGUUUUCUAAUCGUAACUGCAAUAAACAUAUAUAGAAUGACCGAGAGAAAUUGCAUAAAAAAUGCUGAACUCACUCAAAAUACAUAUUUAUAUAUCUGCGAAAGAGAGCGUAUAUAUACACAUACACCUGUGCAGGUGUUGUUGAUUAAAAAAGAAAACACUAAAUUUUAUUGUGCUAGCAUACUUGUUGAACUUCAGUACGAAAAAAAGCGUUUGAGUAUAAAAAGCACGGACGCGUUGAGAGUCAUGAGUCGGAACAUAAAUCUAUUAAGUGCCAACAUGAUUGCAAUUUUUACUUUAGCAAUUCUAGGUGUCGGCUUAAGUGGAGUUUACGGAGAUUGCCAUGCAGAGUUAAAAAAGUUCAAUGGUCGACCACCCCUCGGUGCUUUUGUCCCAAAAUGUAAUACAGAUGGAUCUUACCAACAAAUGCAAUGCCAUGAGGGUUACUGCUUUUGCGUUUUCUCUCAAUCGGGAAAAGAAGUCCUUGGUACCAGAGUGCGAUUUAGUCAGCCAAAGACUUGUGACAUGACACGCUGUUUUAAGGCCAGACAUCAGAUGUUAACAUUAUCACAGAAACUAAUUGGAGUGAGAGUUGCAUCAUGCGACGAGAACGGUAAAUUCGAGAAAGUGCAAUGUCAUCCAAGCACUGGUUUUUGUUGGUGCGCUGAUCCAGACACCGGUAAAGCAAUUGGUGAAGCAACACGAUCUGCUCCCAAAUGUUAAGGAGGACGUUUGUAACAUGCUUUAAAAGAAAAUAUUUUAGUACUUUGUUAA
Hydractinia symbiolongicarpus is the source of this 909-nucleotide messenger RNA. RefSeq lists its product as uncharacterized. The transcript has 8 exons. The record is from RefSeq and is a predicted model, not a curated record. NCBI's taxonomy places the organism in Eukaryota, Metazoa, Cnidaria, Hydrozoa, Anthoathecata, Hydractiniidae. The coding region runs from base 1 to 858 and encodes 285 amino acids.